Caenorhabditis briggsae is the source of this 405-nucleotide messenger RNA. NCBI's taxonomy places the organism in Eukaryota, Metazoa, Nematoda, Chromadorea, Rhabditida, Rhabditidae. The coding region runs from base 1 to 405 and encodes 134 amino acids. The transcript has 4 exons. The record is from RefSeq and is a predicted model, not a curated record.
AUGGCCGAUCACUAUCUUCGUCAAGUCAUUGAUCAUGCUCAGAACAAUAAUCGUCUACGUGGAACAAUGUCUGGAAUCUUCUAUCAAACCGCGUACGCAGCAGCUGGAGCUGGAGCUGGAGGUCUUCUCGCGGGACCACUUGGAGCAAUGUUUGGUACGAUGGCCGGAGCAGUGUAUGGAUAUGCAAACUCGGAUGAUUACUCGAGCGUUUUCGGAAUAAUCAGAAAUUUGGAAGAUGAGGAGAAGGACAUUCUGGCUUCCACGAUCAGAAAUCAUGUUGGAGGUCUCACAUUUUCUGAAUUCGUCAACUGGUUCAAGGAUAUGAAUCAUCAAGCGACUUUCAUGCAGCUGUUGAUGGCCUACUUGGCUGCCAACCAGAAAUCGGCGGGAACUUCCAGACGUUGA